AUGUUUCGGGCUCAAGUAAACCCAUUCGAUGAGGGCGUAACAAAGGCGACUGACGAGAACCUCACCUCGGAGAACUGGGAGCAUAUCCUCAAUGUAUGCGACAAGGUCGAUGCGAAUCCGGAGAAUGGAUCGAGGGAUGCGCUGGGGGCUAUUCAGAAGAGGUUGGUGCAUAGGAGUGCGAAUGUGCAGUUGUAUGCUUUGACGCUUGCGGAGGCGUUGUCGAAGAACUGCGGGACGAAGGUGCAUAGGGAAAUGGCGUCUAGGGCUUUCACGCAAACGCUUCAGAGGCUUGUGAAUGAUAGGGCUACGCAUUCAACAGUCAAAUCCAGAAUCUACGAGCUCAUGGAGCAGUGGGCAAACGAGUUCAAAUCAGAUCCAUCACUCGGUAUUAUGCAAGAAGCUUUCGAUACAAUCAAGCAGGCACCUGGUGUUCAAGCACCUGCGAAGCCGCAGAAACGAGAGAUUACGGAUGCGGAUCGACGGAAGGAGGAGGAGGAGUUGCAGAUGGCGUUGGCUUUGUCGUUGAGUGACACUUCGAUAUCUGGGCCGAGUCAGCCAAUUUCGCAGCAGCAGGGUCAGCAACAACAAGAAGUAUCGUCGCCUCAAGAAUCAGCGCAGUCAGCUCCUCAUACGACCGCUGCCACCGUGUCCCGGGUGAAAGCACUCUAUGACUUUACCCCGACUGAAGCAGGUGAACUCGCCUUCCGAAAGGGAGACGUUAUCUCCGUUCUUGACUCUGUUUUCAAGGACUGGUGGCGUGGUUCUCUCCGUGGUGAGACCGGUAUCUUCCCUGUAAACUACGUGGAGAUCUUGCCUGAUCCAACACCGGCUGAACUCCAACGCGAAUCAGAGGAGGAAGCUAAGGUCUUUGCCGAGUCGAAGAAUAUCGAGUUGCUGUUGUCAAUGCUGAGCAGUAAUGACCCGGCGAGGAAUGGUGCGGUUGCGGAAGACGAGCAGUUACAGAAUUUGUACCAUACGACUCUUGCGAUCAGGCCCAAGUUGGUUCGCCUGAUUGAGAAGUACUCUCAGAAGAAAGAUGAUCUCAUUGCGCUUAAUGAGAAGUUCAUCAAGGCAAGGCGCGACUACGAUCAACUCAUGGAAGCGUCUAUGAAUCACUACAGUCAUGCUCGCCCACCCGUGGGAGGAAUGGGUUACCCUGGACAUGCGUCUCCACCA
Messenger RNA from Saitoella complicata NRRL Y-17804, 1176 nucleotides. RefSeq lists its product as uncharacterized. Gene Ontology annotation, cellular component: ESCRT-0 complex. Gene Ontology annotation, biological process: protein transport to vacuole involved in ubiquitin-dependent protein catabolic process via the multivesicular body sorting pathway. Gene Ontology annotation, molecular function: ubiquitin binding; phosphatidylinositol binding. The annotation marks the transcript as partial. The record is from RefSeq and is a predicted model, not a curated record. The transcript is spliced from 3 exons. Lineage: Eukaryota; Fungi; Ascomycota; Saitoellomycetes; Saitoellales; Saitoellaceae.